UACUCGUACGAGAGUGGAGUGCAUACUGUGCAAACGCAGAAAGCGCUUCCCACAAAAGCCAAAAGCGAUUCUUUAAUUUCCUUCUAUCACCGACUGGAUACUUCUUUUCACAAAACGCUAUCUUUCCAGCUUCCACAGAAAAAGUUCAUACGUUCUGUGGUUUUUGGUCGCUGUAAUUCAUAGCAUGAGAUUUCUGGACUGCUGGCAUCAUGGGCGGUAGCUUCUACAGAAAACUGGCACCAUAAGCAUGGGCAUUAAACACUUCAAGCUAAAUGUCAUACUUUGGUGAAUAUGGCGACUGAGAAUUUAACAGAUGGGAAGCAAUGCCCCUAUAUACACUUGUGUUGGGUGUUUAAGAAGAAUAACUGCAGAGAAUGGGAGGUUGUUGCUGUUCUUGCAGAAAAGCUCAUCUGCAUGGGGCACCUGUAUAUAUCUAUUGUCCUCCUGUUUUGGAAGAGCAAGAGUCCUUAAGAUCUCAUGAUGUCACAGCCUCCGCAAUCAGUGCAGGACUCCUGGUUCAUUGGGAUCUGGAAACAUCAAUACCAGACACUUACAGACCACCUCCUCCACCUUUGCCAUAUGAUAUGGUCUUUGGAUGUUUACGAUCAACAGAUUCUGAUUCUGCCAGGGAAACAAUUAGUUGCAGUAGUUUUGAUACUUCAGCAACUUGUGGAGAUCUUGGGGAAUCAGACUGCAAAGUUCAAGAAAGUUCUUUGGAUAUCUCACCGAAGAAGUUAGAACUUUCAAAAUCAAAUGAACCUCAUGUUUUAGAAAAGGAAGACGAAGAUGUUUGUCCCAUUUGUCUCGAAGAGUUUGAAACAGAGAAUCCAAAGUUUAUCACAAAAUGCGAACACCACUAUCAUCUCUCGUGUAUCCUUGAGUGGAUGGAAAGAAGUGAUUCCUGUCCUAUAUGUGAUCAGGAAGUCAUUUCACCAACGAAGAAGGUAAAAGGAGAGUAAAAAUUACUGAAGCACCUUUGAUUUUUGGUGGAAUGAUGAUUUCGGAACAGUCACAAUCUUAACGGAAGUGGUAGUCGAACAUACCUUUAGUUUGUAGCUCUCUAGUGCUUUUACAAAACCAAAGUUUAUUUGCUUCUUGAAGUCAGAGAUUGCCAACUUAGUAGACUCUGGACCGACAGUAGCACUUUGUUUUGAAACUUGCCAGGGAUGUGCGGCCUGCAAAUCCAUUUAUAAUUUCGGUCAUGCUCAAUUGAAGAUUGCACCGAAUCUCUUUAGUUAGCAGUUUUAGCAGGUCAAUUGAUGGCAAAAGUUUCCUUCCCUAUGUGUAUAGCUUGAUUCCAAUUCUCAGACAGGUCUCUGGAUUUUAAAUGGAGCAAUCAAGAGGUUAAGAACAAGGCCUUCCUAUGGAACCAAGGUAACGACGGUUCCGCUUUCCACGUAGGUGGUUUGCUACACUUUUUGUGCAGAUCUCUUAGUUUGUUGUAGGAAUCCUUCUGUACCAUUUGUUGUUAUCUGCUGCAUGAUUUGAUUACACACUGCAGCCCUUAAAUUUGUAAGUUGUGUAAAUCCCAUUUCUUUUGCUCUCUGGGUGGAUUUGAUUUGGAGCAUUUGUUUCAUGUGUGAAAGCAUGCAAUUAUCAAGAAAUGUAGUCCUGAAAAGUGUAUCACAUAAAGUUGAUCAUUUUAAAAAUAGGGACUAGUUGUGGGGC
Pyrus x bretschneideri (Chinese white pear) is the source of this 1668-nucleotide messenger RNA. Its product is annotated as probable E3 ubiquitin-protein ligase RHB1A. The coding region runs from base 375 to 959 and encodes 194 amino acids. The record is from RefSeq and is a predicted model, not a curated record. Gene Ontology annotation, molecular function: ubiquitin-protein transferase activity. The transcript has 7 exons. Lineage: Eukaryota; Viridiplantae; Streptophyta; Magnoliopsida; Rosales; Rosaceae.